Cajanus cajan (pigeon pea) is the source of this 1800-nucleotide messenger RNA. Its product is annotated as NAC domain containing protein 50. The record is from RefSeq and is a predicted model, not a curated record. Gene Ontology annotation, molecular function: DNA binding. Gene Ontology annotation, biological process: regulation of DNA-templated transcription. Lineage: Eukaryota; Viridiplantae; Streptophyta; Magnoliopsida; Fabales; Fabaceae.
AAGAAAAAGAAAAAGAAAAUGGGAAAAUCACAAUCCCUGGAAGCCCCCAAGUGUUAGAAUUUCUUGACAUUGAAGGUACCCUUCUCUUUUGUUGCUUGACCCUCAAUCAAAGACCCAUCUUUUCCGUUUUGCGUAGGGAACUUCAGCACUGAAGCCCUAAUCACCAUAUCCACCACCCCUUUUGUUUCUUCUUCUAUUCCAACAUGGGUCGCGAAAGUGUGUUCCUUCCAACCACUGCCUCCACCACAGUGAACCCAGUGGCAGCACCACCUACCUCCCUUGCUCCUGGCUUCAGGUUCCACCCAACUGAUGAGGAACUUGUUAUUUACUACCUCAAACGCAAGGUUUCAGGAAAACCUUUUAGAUUCGAUGCUAUAUCUGAGGUUGACAUAUACAGGAGCGAGCCCGGGGACCUGGCAGAUAAGUCAAGGCUGAAGACCAGGGACCAGGAGUGGUAUUUUUUCAGUGCAUUGGACAAGAAAUAUGGGAAUGGGGGGAGGAUGAACAGGGCUACGGGCAAAGGGUAUUGGAAAGCCACUGGGAAUGAUCGACAAGUGAAGCAUGAAGAAAGGGUUGUGGGGUUGAAGAAAACUUUGGUGUUUCAUAGUGGACGGGCUCCGGAUGGCAAGAGGACUAAUUGGGUCAUGCAUGAGUACAGGCUUACUGAAAAGGAGAUGGAGAGGAUUGGGACUGGAUCCUCUCAGCCCCAGGAUGCGUAUGUUUUGUGUAGAGUAUUUCACAAAAAUAACAUAGGACCUCCGAAUGGGCAACGAUAUGCUCCCUUCAUUGAAGAAGAAUGGGAUGAUGCAGCGGGAAUGGUUCCAGGGGUAGAGCCUGUGGAUAAUGGCUAUGUUGCCCACCAACCGCGUGUUGAAGGAAAUGGUGUUUUAUGCACUGAAGUUGUACAGGACACUCAAUCUAUGAAUAAAGCUCCAUUUGAUGUGAACAAGCUUCCUAUAGAAACUCAAAAUCUUCUAGCUGUGUGCAAGAGGGAAAGCAUGGCUGAGUAUCCAUCGCCUGAACAGGAUGAUAAUAAUUGUAAGCAUGUGGAUGAGGAUCCAUCACCUCAAACAGAUAACCCAAAGCCUUUCUCUCAAAUAUACAAACGAAGGCGGCAUAACUUGAACUCCAACCACUCUAAUGUUUCUGGGGAUGCAAUCCAAGGCAGCCAGGAUCUGUGCUCAUCCACAAUAAGCACCAAUGCAUCGACACUCUCGACCACCACUGCAGCUGCCACAACUACGAAUACUGUGCCAAAAAAACAUUUUCUGUCUGCAUUGGUGGAGUAUUCCCUGCUAGAAUCCCUUGAAUCAAAGGAAAGCCUAGCUUCAAUUAAGACACCAGAUUUUGACACCCAAAAUUUAGAAUCAUCCAUGCCUCCAAAUUGUGCAAAGUUCAUCAAACAGUUGCAGAGUGAGAUGCAGAAGCUUUCGGUUGAAAAAGAGACGAUGAGGUUUGAGAUGAUGAGCGCACAGGCGACGAUUAACAUCCUCCAGUCUCGUGUGGACAUUCUGAGCAAAGAAAAUGAGGAGUUGAAGAGGUUGGUCCAAAAUCCUUAGGAAAUGCCCCUUGUAUCAGUUUAAGUUAGUCACCACCGAGUAAUGGACCUCGGUGCAUCGGAUAUUUUAUUAGUUUUCGGAGUAUGAAUUGUAGUUUGUUUCGUUGGCUAAACUUGUCAAUGUUAUCAUUUCAAACUUUUCAUUGUGUAGCAUAUGACUUUCAAUUUCCCGUUGUUGUGAAAAUGACCAUGUUAGUUCUUGCCUAUCUCAAUCAAUAGAUUAGUAGCAUCUCAAUUUGAUA